UGUCAACUCACAUUAUUUUCUAAUUUCCACUCCUCCGAACCCCUAAACUCCAUUCCCAAUUUUUCUUUUCUUGGUUUUUCCUGUGGUGUUACUGCGUUGGUAGUCGUGACCUGUGGAUUAAAAGAAAGUAAAAUGAGUAGUGAUCUAUCCGAAACAACGUCUGAAGAAAGUUGUUCCCAGAUGUCUGAAAGAGAGAUUAAUUGCGAUUCAAACGCACAAUUCCCUUCACCAGACCAUGUUUUUACAGAGACACCGGCAUAUAUUACUUGCAAUUUAAUGGCUUCCCAAACCUAUCCGAUGUCUCAGUCAUCCAGUGAAGAAAAUAUAAAAUCAGAUGCUACAGCACAGACAGACAUUACCUUUCCUAAGAAUCUUCCGGAAUCAGUUCAAAAAAUUCUAAAUACAUAUUCUAUAUGUUCAGAGCAAAAGUCUAAGACAAAGUUGCGUUCUACCGGAGAGGAAGUGGAUAAUUCUGAUAAUCCUGAAUGUGUGCAACAGCAAAAUUACGACUAUGAUUUGCCAUCGCCGCCAUAUUCCGAUUUCGAUUGCCAACUGGUAGAGCCUCAGGAUUAUGUGCCGGAGGAUCCAAACAUGUAUGCUAUUGAGCAUGAAGCCAAUUCAAACAAUGAAAUCUAAAGAAGUUAUCAAUUUGUACUAGUUUUUAAUGCCUUCACACAUAAUAUUGUGUCUGUUUCUGUUUUUUUUUCUUGUUCUGUUUUGCCAUAAGAUAACGUAGAGGAUGACAAUAUGUGUUACAACAAUCAAACCCAAUGUUACAUGAUUGCGGAUAUUUUUUUUUUUUUCAUUUAAAUGUAGUAGACUACAGGGGUAAAAGUACAAUUUCUCCUUUUCUAAUACACCUUUUUCUAUUAAACAUAACAAAGUCUUUCAUACAAAAUAGUUAAUACAUAAUACAUAUUUUAUAGG
Molecule: messenger RNA, 927 nt
Organism: Papilio machaon (common yellow swallowtail)
Lineage: Eukaryota; Metazoa; Arthropoda; Insecta; Lepidoptera; Papilionidae
Exons: 5
Coding region: 133-636 (167 amino acids)
Source: RefSeq, a predicted model, not a curated record